Molecule: messenger RNA, 1578 nt
Organism: Vollenhovia emeryi
Lineage: Eukaryota; Metazoa; Arthropoda; Insecta; Hymenoptera; Formicidae
Exons: 3
Coding region: 1-1578 (525 amino acids)
Biological process (GO): DNA replication
Molecular function (GO): nucleotide binding; DNA-directed DNA polymerase activity; DNA binding
Source: RefSeq, a predicted model, not a curated record
AUGAACGACUGCGCGAUCAGAUUACCGAGUGAGGACGACAAGUGGCUGACCUUCAACAAUUACAACUGUAAGGAACGUGUACCGUUUGUCGUAUACGCCGACUUGGAGUGCACUCUGGAGAAGAUGGACAAGGAUUCGAUAACGUCUAGAUAUGCGUAUCAACAUCAUGAAGUAUUUAGCGUUGGAUAUUACGUGCGUUGCUCGUACGACGAUUCAUUGUCCACAUACCAAUCUCGUCGCGAUAAAGAUUGCAUCACGUGGUUCGUCGAGCAACUCAAAGUGUUAUCACAACAUGUAAAAGAAAAGUUGUCCAAUAAUGUCCCAAUGGAAAAUUUGUCGAAGGAACAGUGGAGGGCAUACCGUAGCGCGACGCAUUGCCACAUAUGUCAAAAACCGUUCGCACUGGGUGACGAUAGAGUACGCGAUCACUGCCAUUUGACCGGAAGAUAUAGAGGUCCCGCGCAUUCGAACUGCAUCGCUGAAAAAUCAGAUUGGCGAAAUCGUAUGAAAUUGCGAUUCAUCGAUUCAUACAAAUUUUUAACUGCCAGUCUCGACAAACUAGCGUCUCUUCUCAGCAUGGAUAAUUUGAAAAUUACACGUUCAAAUUUUUCAAAGUUAUCGAUGGAAGAUUUCAAUCUAUUGACGCGAAAGGGUGUCUUUCCGUAUGAGUACGUUGAUUUCGUCGAAAAGUUGGAGGACGCGUGUUUACCACCGCGCGAAUCAUUUUACAGUUCCUUGACCGGUGACACAGUAUCCGAGAACGAUUACGCGCACGCUGCGAACGUCUGGCGGCGGUUUGCCAUUCAAUCCUUGGGCAAGUACAGCGACCUGUAUUUGAAAACGGAUGUCAUGUUGUUGGCGGACAUUUUUGAAAAUUUCCGAGACAAAUUCAUGUUUAUCGAGCGUAGUAUACGCGGCGGCCUGAGCCAAUGCUCCGGUAAAUAUGCACAGGCUAACAACAAGUAUAUGCACUCGCAUGAUCCGUCGAAAGCUUCCUCAUACUUGAUGUACUUCGAUGUAAAUAAUCUAUACGGAUGGGCAAUGUGUCAACUACUGCCAUACGCUGAAUUUCGCUGGGUUGACGAUGUUGCAGAUUUUGACUUUAGCGCGAUCGCCUCGGACUCGCCCACGGGUUACAUUCUCGAGGUCGAUCUCGAGUACCCGCAAAGUAUACACGACGAGCACACUGACCUACCGUUCUGUCCGACGCGUGAUAAGCCGCCCGGCAUGUGGCAGGCAAAACUUCUGGCGACUCUAUAUUGCAAGAAGCGUUACGUCAUUCACUAUCGAAACCUACAGCAAUGCACGCGUCAGGGUCUUCGCGUCACAAAUAUACAUCGCGUACUACAAUUCGCACAAUCCGCGUGGCUCCGCGAUUAUAUUGAACUAAAUACGCAAUUUAGAACACUCGCCAAGAACGAUUUUGAGAAAAAUUUGUAUAAAUUGAUGAACAACGCAGUAUUCGGUAAAACUAUGUGUUUGAGAUUCCUCCAGUUAUCUCAAUUGUACUGCCCUCGCCAUCUCACGGUUAUUCACGAGGCCCAGUGGUACCGCGCGCGCGACCGCGCGACCGGGUAA